CCUCGCUCGGUGCUCUCGCCAUCCGAGAGCGUGUUUUUGCUCUCGCUCGGGUGAGAUUUGGUCGCUCGCUUGCAUUGCAAACGACGAAGGCUUCUCUCGCAUCCAACCCGAUUCCCCCCAUCUCCAAGCACGACUCUGGCCUUAGUCAUCGCUUGACUCCUGGAUUUGGACAGCCGUCCUCAUACGCCCCACGGUCGCUGCGGAACAGAAAGAAAAUCGCCCCCAUCGCCACGGCUAUUGCCCAACCGUUGCCGCAUCCGCACAUUCCUGCUCGUUGAUCGCCCGGCAUUCCAUCUCCCCUCUUCCCUCCCAUCCGGCUCAACGCCUGAGACUUCCCCGAAAAUGUCCAAUGCUCCGGAUCGGCACGAGCUCUUUUUGAUUCCUGAUGGCGAGAAAAAGGUAUCCAUGGUCAAUGACACCAAGUUCCCCAAUGUCGCCACAUUCACUUUCUUGCGAGAAGAUCACACGAUAGGGAAUCUCAUCCGCAUGCAGCUACUGAAGAACCCCAAGGUGCUGUUUGCGGGAUACAAGAUCCCGCAUCCCCUCGAACACAACUUUGUGCUGAAAAUCCAGACCACACCCGACACGAGCCCGCUGGAUGUCCUGCGGCAAGAGUUCCGCAACCUGGAGACCGAGAUCAACUCGAUCAAGACCAAAUUUGAGAACGAGCUUACGCUCCACGGCAUGUCCCAGACCAACGAUUUUGGAGAUCUGCGCUAUAGCAGCAACGUCGACCGGAACUUUUGAGCCGGGCUGGGCCAAGCCCGGUAGAUACGAGACCGAGUCAAGCUCGCGGCUGGUUGCAUCUACGACGCCAAUACAUAUGGCUGCUUGUGCACGGAAUGGAAUGCUCGUCCGCUUGGUCUGGUGGUGAGUCGGCGGCGGUUCCAAGCGGGCCUGGAACGGAGCAGCCAGCGGAGACGGAGCGAGGCGACGACGACGACGACGACGACGGAGAGCCAAACGAAACCAGCA
Molecule: messenger RNA, 975 nt
Organism: Polychytrium aggregatum
Lineage: Eukaryota; Fungi; Chytridiomycota; Chytridiomycetes; Polychytriales
Product: DNA-directed RNA polymerase
Exons: 5
Coding region: 343-747 (134 amino acids)
Biological process (GO): transcription by RNA polymerase II
Cellular component (GO): RNA polymerase II, core complex
Molecular function (GO): protein dimerization activity; DNA binding
Source: RefSeq, a predicted model, not a curated record